AUGAAUAACAAAAAAAAAUAUGAUGCGAUUUGGAACUAUUUUCAUGAUAAUAGUGAAAAAACAAAAUAUAUUUGUAAUGUAUGUGAAACUUCAUACAAAACAACAACGAGUAUUUCUUCUAUGAAAAGACAUUUUAAAAAUCAUCAUAUGGAAGAAUACAAAGAAAUGGAGAUGAAAAACAAGACAAAAAAAAUUAAACGAAAAACAAAGAAUCGAAGUCGAAAAAUCUCAAAUAAAAAAGAAGAAAAGAAAAAUUCUAUUGUAAUUAAUUACAAUAUUAAUAACGAACAAUUGAAAGAAGAAAAAUAUUCACAAGUAAUAUUAAAGAAUGUUAUAAUUGAUAAUAUUAAUUUUUUAAAGCAACGAGUACAAUUUAAAUCUAUUGAUUUUACUACAUAA
Molecule: messenger RNA, 399 nt
Organism: Cetraspora pellucida
Lineage: Eukaryota; Fungi; Glomeromycota; Glomeromycetes; Diversisporales; Gigasporaceae
Source: the annotation of a GenBank genome assembly